Molecule: messenger RNA, 3002 nt
Organism: Castor canadensis (American beaver)
Lineage: Eukaryota; Metazoa; Chordata; Mammalia; Rodentia; Castoridae
Source: RefSeq, a predicted model, not a curated record
AUGACUCCAGAUGAUGGUGAUUUGAUAAGGAAUAAUUUAGUACUUAACAGCCUUUUACAUGCACCAACUCCAUGUGGGAAGGUAAAGCAAAUUGCAGAAAAUGAAUGUGCUGCUUUUUCUUGCGCCCGUGCCAAUGAGCUGGAAAGCCGCCUGUUAGCAGUGGCUUUUCAUGGCCUACCACUGAAAAUCAAGAAAGAACCUCACAGUCCAUGUUCAGAACUCAGCUCUGCGUGCAGCCAAGAGCAGCCCUUUAAAUUCAGCUAUGGAGAAAAGUGCCUGUACAAUGUCAGUGCCUACGAUCAGAAGCCACAGGUGGGAAUGAGGCCCUCCAACCCCCCGACUCCAUCCAGCACUCCUGUGUCCCCACUACACCAUGCAUCUCCAAACUCAGCCCACACCCCGAAACCUGAUCGGGCCUUCCCAGCUCAUCUCCCUCCACCGCAGUCCAUACCAGACAGCACCUACCCCAUGGACCACAGAUUUCGUCGCCAGCUUUCUGAACCCUGUAAUUCCUUUCCUCCUUUGCCAACAAUGCCAAGGGAAGGACGUCCUAUGUACCAACGCCAGAUGUCUGAGCCAAACAUCCCCUUCCCACCACAAGGCUUUAAGCAAGAGUACCACGACCCAGUAUAUGAACAUAACACCAUGGUUGGCAGUGCGGCCAGCCAAAGCUUCCCCCCUCCUCUGAUGAUUAAACAAGAACCCAGAGAUUUUGCAUAUGACUCAGGAUGUAUGUUUGAAAAAGGCCCCAGGCAAUUUUAUGAUGACACCUGUGUUGUUCCAGAGAAAUUUGAUGGGGACAUCAAACAAGAGCCAGGCAUGUAUAGAGAAGGACCCACAUACCAGCGACGGGGAUCACUUCAGCUUUGGCAGUUUUUGGUAGCUCUUCUGGAUGACCCUUCAAAUUCUCAUUUCAUUGCCUGGACUGGUCGAGGCAUGGAGUUCAAAUUGAUUGAACCUGAAGAGGUGGCCCGGCGUUGGGGCAUUCAGAAAAACAGGCCAGCUAUGAACUAUGAUAAACUUAGCCGUUCACUUCGCUAUUAUUAUGAGAAGGGAAUCAUGCAAAAGGUGGCUGGAGAGAGAUAUGUCUACAAAUUUGUGUGUGAUCCAGAAGCCCUUUUCUCCAUGGCCUUUCCAGACAAUCAGCGUCCACUGCUGAAGACGGACAUGGAGCGCCACAUCAAUGAGGAGGACACUGUGCCUCUGUCUCAUUUUGAUGAGAGCAUGGCCUACAUUCCAGAAGGGGGCUGUUGCAACCCUCACCCCUACAAUGAAGGCUACGUCUACUAACACAAGUGACUGUCAAGCAGGGCAUCCUUGGGCUUUCCCCUUUUCUUCAAGAUACAGAGAAUCAAUGAAUUCUCUUCGAUCUUUGUUUUAUUUUUGUUGUUUGUAUUUUAUUUUUAAAAAAUAAUACAAAAGGGGGCUUUUCCUGUUGUAUUAUUCUAUGGUCUGCCAUGGACCGCGCACUUUAUUUGAGGGUGGGUGGGAGUAAUCUAAACAUUUAUUCUGUGUAACAGGAAGAUGAUGGGUGAAGGGGCUGAGGGGGUGUGGGAAUUACUUUUUACUUAGUCUUGGGAUGGGGUCCUGCAGGUUUAAGAAUGAUGAAGCUAUAUCAUAUCUAUUUGAUUUCAUAAUAACAUAAGGUAAUGUUCAUUUUCUCUGGGUAUCUAUGGUAUAGUUAAUUUCACAUUGUGUAAAUAUUCACUUGGAGACUAUUUGCCUUGGGCAUCCCCCUCUCCCCAUCAUUAGUGAGUCUCUGCAGGUGUACAAAAAAAAUUCUACUGUAAAUGGCAGUUUAAUUGUUAGAAAUAACUGUUUUUUGCACCUCUUGUAAAAAGGUAUUUAGUGACUGCAUUUGCCAUUUUUUUUUUGUUUGCUUUAUAUAUGACUUGCAGAGGAUAACCAUAAAAAUGGGUAAUUCUCUCUGAAUCUGAAUAAUCGCCAUGACUGUAAACAAGGGGCACAAUUUUGGACUCUGGCUCCAAACUGAGUCACAGGCCAGUAGCAUUACAUGUAUCUGGUGCCACCUUGCUCUUUAGAUACAAAUCAUAUUGUCUUUUAAAUAUUUUGAAGCCUAUUUCAGUUAAGUAAUACAUGUCAUGGUUCUUUGUAAUCUUGAAUUAAAUGUUAAAUCUGGGAUCACAAUGAAGCAAAAAAAAAUAAUAACCUGUCUCCUUUUACUUCCUUCAGUACAUAAAUACAUUACUUAAUCAAUAAGAACUGUACUAAAUCACAUAUUAUGCUGUUCUAGUUACAGCAAGCACUCUUUAAGAAAAAUAUCCACUCCACUAAAUAGGUACUAUAGUAAUUUUUAGACACGGUACCCAUUGAUAUGCAUUUAAACGUUUUACUGCUGUGUUAUGUUAAUAACAUAUAAAUAUUAGACAAUGCUAAUGCUUUUGCUGCUGUCUUUUCUCUAAUAUUCUCUUUCAUGCUGAAUUUACUAUGACCAUUUAUAAGCAAAGCAGUUAUAACUACAGAUAGCAUUUCAGGACAAAAUAGAUGACUCAAACCAUUUAUUGCUUAAAAAAAAAUAGCUUACGCCAUGCUAUGCUAUAAGCAUCUUUUAUGCACAUUGACAAAUGAAGAGUGAGCUUCAGCUUGCUAAGGGAAACUGUGGAAACUUUUGUAACUUUUGGUGACAUGGAAAAUUAUUUACAAACUGUUAAAGAAUAUGAGGAAGUUCUGUAUGACAUAGUGCUGGCACUGAUAUUAUCCAUCAUCUCGUUUUGAACACUCCUAGAAAUGCGAUCGGAUUGUUUGAGAGAAGAUUUAAAGAUUGGUGGUUUCAAAGGAUUUUUUGUUUGGUUUUGAUUUUUUUGUUUUGCAUUUGGAGAAAAUAUUGAAACCAGGAUAUGUUGUUCCAUUCAUUCUGAAAAAAACAAGUAAAUGGUGUUAUCGUAUCAUAAAGUAGCUUGUUAAAACAUUCGUGCAAAGAACAUGAAUUCUGUUCAAUCCAUUAACAUUCUAGAGGAACAACUUACUUCAGUCUGUAGCAA